AUGUUUAAAAAAUACGAUUUGGAAUUUUCUAAUUUACUUUCUGGUUCGAAGACAUUUAGCGGUGUAUCUAAAACAAUCCAGAAUGAAUUAAUAGAAUCACUUAGUUACAUUUUGAGUAACUUUAUUGAAUUUGAGAUUCAGGAAACCAUUUGCUUUUUACUAGAAGUAGAUGAAACUACCGACAUAUCAUGUCAUUCACAAUUAUCAAUUGUUGUUCAAUACGCGUUAUGUGGUAAUAUCUAUGAGAGGUUUUUAGGUUUUACAGACGUGAGUAAAAGCCAUAAGGCAGAAUAUAUUUUUGGUGUUUUAAAGGAUAGAUUAAAAUUUUUAGAUAUCAAAAAUAAAUUGGUAGGGCAAACUUAUGACGGCGCUGCCGUGAUGUCUGGUGAAUUAAAUGGUCUGCAGGCAAAAGUUAAAACUAUUACACCGCAAGCUUUAUUUACUCACUGUCAUGCGCAUAGAAUGAAUUUAGUUUUGCAGGAUACAUAUCAAACAGCUGCCCCUACUGUAAAUGUUAAGAAAAAGGGAAAAUGUUCAAGUUCUGAUUCUAUUUUCCCGCCUAUAGUUAUAACUGUUUCGCCUGACAACCAAGCUAUAGUCCAUAAUAUUAAUGUAUACAAUCCUGAUGAUAUAGUGGGUUGA
Messenger RNA from Diabrotica balteata, 642 nucleotides. The record is from the annotation of a GenBank genome assembly. Lineage: Eukaryota; Metazoa; Arthropoda; Insecta; Coleoptera; Chrysomelidae.